This is a messenger RNA of Manihot esculenta (cassava), 1064 nucleotides long. RefSeq lists its product as uncharacterized. NCBI's taxonomy places the organism in Eukaryota, Viridiplantae, Streptophyta, Magnoliopsida, Malpighiales, Euphorbiaceae. The record is from RefSeq and is a predicted model, not a curated record. Bases 282 to 821 code for a protein of 179 amino acids. The transcript is spliced from 6 exons.
AUUGAUUGAAGCCGCAAUUUAAACGACUGGCUUUGUACGAAAAGAAAAUGAAGUUGAAAAGAAAGAGACGACGGACCACAGAAAGCCAAGCGGCCUGGUUUUUGCCAGGUGGAGCAUCAUAUGGCCAUGACCGUUAUUCUUCUCUUGAAUAAGUAAAAGCUCCACUUUCUCAUUGUUCCCGCCGCCGAAAUUUUACCAGUUUGUCUGCCCGGAAAAUCUCUCGGGGUAACCAUUUUGAAUGCACUCUCUCCCCCUUCUUACUUGUUUUAUUUUUUAUUUUGAUGAGUUUGAAGAUAAUGGCAUGCUGUACCACGGAAUCAUGCGCGUUUCGUGCAAGAAAGCUCGUUUCUGACGAUAUACUUCCUCAUAUUCUCAACUUAUAUGGAUCGCGAGCCAUACCUCGCGACUUCGAGAUCUAUGCCCCGAAUGCUUCCUUUGAAGAUCCACUCAUGUGUGCUCAUGGGGUAAAGCAGAUUAAAUCAGCAUUCUAUUCACUUCCCAAGGUCUUUAGAAAGUCCAGCAUUACUGAAUACAGUGUCAAGGAAAAUGUAAUAUCAUCUGGAAAGCAAGAGAUAUUAGUUGACAACAAGCAGCAAUAUAUAUUCUUGGGAAGAAGCAUAAAUAUUGUAUCACUCAUUAAGCUUUAUGUUGAGGAUGGAAAGGUCCUUCGCCAUGAAGAUUGGUGGGACAAGAAGCCCAUUAGCAAUCGACAUACGAGUACAUGCCCAUUGUUUGGCCGUUUUAAAGAACUGUCUCGCAGGGGAUCGAUGCUUGCAACUCAUGCUAUGAUGAGAUUUGGAAAGGAUCCACGUCCGAAAUAGAAAGAUGUAUUGAUGUUUUCUUUUUUCUUUUCUUUUCUUUUUCGUGGGUUGUGAUGCUUGUAUUUGUAUGUGAAUUGGUAUAUAAUAUUGAUGUCCAAGCUGUAUAGGCUUUCAGAUGAAUUAUGUUUUGAAGCUAUUCUUCUGCUGGUAUUUAUAAAUGGUUAGUAUUCGGGAGUUGCAUAGUUUGAACACUCGCAAGUUCAUUCUUAUGAUUUAUAAUACUUAAGCGAGUUGGUUCAACAA